AAUACCAGGAAUCAAAGUGGACUUAAUAAUACAUCUUGACUCGACCAAGACUAGCUGAAGAGCAUUAUCUCGUCCUUUCACUUCUCAGAAACAGUUUUCAGCCACAGAAAAUGCUGGGUUGCCAUUUACUGCAAACAACAGAGCCACCCAAAUGAUUUGCUUAACAGCCUUGUCAUAUUUGUCCCUGAUAGAGGUAUGAAGACUGUUGGCAGGCUGCACUAUUGGCCAAUGUUAGUGUACCCCGGCGAACAGGAACUCUUCUUGGGAUAAUGGAGACUGGUAAUCAGACCGUAUCCUCAGGGGAUGGACAGACUUUGGCCCCUCUCUGCACAGUUCAAUGCUGUGGGCUGCUAAACCGCACACUGGCAGUCAUGUUCAUGGUCAGCUUGGCCUUUGCCAUUGUAGUGGGAAACGUAGUCACUAUUACCGUUUUCAUGCAGACACGGCAUUCCCAAACACCACAGGGCUACCUCAAAGUGUCCUUGGCCAUCGCAGACAUGAUGGUUGGAGUCUUGGUGGUGCCUUUUUCCAUAUACACCGAGAUCUCCCUCAUGGUGACCAGCGCUCCUCCACUGUGGUACCAAGGUGUCUCUCAAGCCUCUCUGAAGGGCGUAUCACACCCUUGGCAACCCUGCAUGCUCAUUGGUCCAGUUUUUGCAGGAUGCACCUUCGUCUCGAUCAGCACCAUAUUUCUGAUGACAGUGGAGCGUUGCGUGGCAAUCUUGCGUCCGCUGCACAAGGAUACUCUAGUGACACGGCGUCGUACCCUGUUCCUCAUCCUCGUGUCCUGGGCUGGCAGCUUCUUAUUGGCCAUGGCUCCACUCAUGCUGAGCAACAGCUUCACACUGGAGUACAACGAAUGCAGUCGCAUGUGCAACUACGCCCCCUUACUGAUCGGAUUUCAGUUGCCACCAGAUGCAAACAUCCUUCUGUUGUUCCCAGCCUUUGACUUCACUUUACUAGGUGGCACGCUGGCCGUUAAUAUCCUGUCCUUCACCAGCAUCCGCCGCUACUCUCGGAAGCGGAAGCUCCUCUCUGAGGGAGGCUUUGGUGCUGACACAGGUGCUGGUGGCUGUCCGCAUAGACCCUCUUUUUCGGAUAUCAAAGCAGCUAAAACCAUUGGAAUCCUUACUUUUGCUUUUACAGCCUCAUUCUCUCCCAUCGCAGUUUUUGUGCUGGGGAAUGUGGUGGGCUACAUCUGGUGCAACUUUUCCUUCUUCGCAUUUUGGAUCCUGACGGGCAAUAGUUGCUGCAACGUGAUCAUUUACAGUGUGCGUGACCAGCGUUUUAGGAAAGGGCUGACCCUGCUCUUUCAGCGGGACAAAUCACAACCUCAUUCAGAGAAGAGCUGAGGUUUUUAGGACAGGCGCAGGUUGGCACCAACUGCACUUCCUUUAACUCCUGUAACUUCCGCAUCCAGAGAUUAAUGGUUUGUUUUUCAGGAUCUCUUUCACAAAUGGUUCAGGGACAACAACUAGCAUCUUUCCAGGGACUGUGGCAUUUGUCACUACAUUGUAUGGAGGAUUAGAGUCUAUUUUAGCAUAUUCUUGCAAUUUUGUAUUAUUUAUUCAGUGCAGGAUAUUAUAUCCAAACUGGUCGCAUAGUCACGUAACUACACUUAUAUUUUUGAAAAUAAUUUUUACAUGACUCGUUGUACAUAUCGCGGCACUUGUUUGGUGACAACUAAUACUGUAGUGUUGCACUUGAAGUGCAAAGGACCAGGGUGCGAGUCCAAAAGAGCAUGCGAGUUGAAACGUGAACCAAAAGUGUCAUAGAAGCAACACAAAAUGACGUGGUUGCUUCAGCAAUUGUGUUUUUCAUCUCACAUUUGCUUAUUGGACACUAUCGGUUAGGUUUAGGUUUAAGAUUUAGGGUAGGGAGGUACAAAUAUUUUUAUGUAAAAUCCAAUAGAACAUUACAUCAAAAAUAAAAUCCACACAGUGGACAUUUCAUCUCGGAACAGGUGCAAUGCAUGUAAUGAAUUUGCCACAGUAAUUUUCAUGAGAUCAGGCAGAUUAUAUCAAUUCAUAACAGAUAUCACCAGAGUCAUCUUCAUGUGUGCCAUUGUAAGAAGGAUAACAGACUGAUGCCUUAUUAAAGAAUAGGGUUUUGCGUAUCCAUCACAACCCUGUAAAAUAUGUUUCUGUGAUGUCAACAUUUUUUUAUGUGAUUAAUAAAAACACCUCACAUAUUUUUUCUAGGAUGAAAAGUUAUACAUGCACUGUAAACAAAUAAAAAUGCAGUUACUUUAAAGAGUUAUUUUUACCUGAU
Messenger RNA from Myxocyprinus asiaticus (Chinese sucker), 2271 nucleotides. Its product is annotated as trace amine-associated receptor 13c-like. Gene Ontology annotation, biological process: G protein-coupled receptor signaling pathway. Gene Ontology annotation, cellular component: membrane. The coding region runs from base 270 to 1352 and encodes 360 amino acids. The record is from RefSeq and is a predicted model, not a curated record. The transcript has 3 exons. Gene Ontology annotation, molecular function: G protein-coupled receptor activity. Lineage: Eukaryota; Metazoa; Chordata; Actinopteri; Cypriniformes; Catostomidae.